Spodoptera frugiperda (fall armyworm) is the source of this 845-nucleotide messenger RNA. Its product is annotated as chorion class B protein Ld34-like. Gene Ontology annotation, molecular function: structural constituent of egg chorion. Bases 54 to 776 code for a protein of 240 amino acids. Gene Ontology annotation, biological process: multicellular organism development; chorion-containing eggshell formation. The transcript has 2 exons. The record is from RefSeq and is a predicted model, not a curated record. Gene Ontology annotation, cellular component: egg chorion. NCBI's taxonomy places the organism in Eukaryota, Metazoa, Arthropoda, Insecta, Lepidoptera, Noctuidae.
AAAAAUAGUCGCAAUGGUGAUUGCAAAAACAUUGCAAAAAGCGUUCUAUUACGAUGGGUGAAGGUUGGAAAAUAGUUCUGAUAACACAGGUAUAUAAAGUCUUUUGCAGGUGCACAGAAUAUCAUUCGGGAUUAUACAUUGAAAGCAAACGAAAUACAAUGUCUACCAAAACUAUCCUCUUUGUCUGCGCCAACGCUCUCUUCCUUCAGAGUGCAUUCAGUCAGUGCCUCGGUCGUGCAGCUAUCGCUGCCCCUGCCUUACCCUGCCCUGCUGUUGUUGCACCGAGCUGUGCUGGUAACGGUGUGAUUGCUAAUGGAUGGAUCGGUAACGGUCUGAUCGGUACCGAAUGGAUCGGAAACGGUCUGAUCGGCAAUGGAUUGGAAAUCGUCCCCACCAGUGGCGGUGGACUGGCUGUGAGCAGCAGCUCUAGCAUCGCUCCCAGCGGGCUCUCCCUAGCGUCUGAGAAUGUGUUUGAGGGUGCUCUGUCCGUGGCUGGUGAGCUGCCGUUCGUGAGUGCUGUGGCUCUGGAGGGCGCGCUGCCCAGUGCUGGUGCUGGCGCCGUCAGCUACAGCUGCGGUAACGGUGUCACUGCUAUCGAGAGCAUCGCUCCUUCUGCUGCUGCUGCUAUUGCUCCUGCGGUAGCAGCUGCAGCUCCUGCUGCUGCUUAUGGCGCUGCAGCACGCUAUGGUCUCGGUGGCUAUGGACUGGGUGCUGCUGGUUUCGCUCCAAACCUUGUGUACCCUGGUAUCGUUGGUCGGGAGUGUGGAUGUGCUUAAGUUCCAUAUAAAAUAUAAAUGGUGAUUUGGAAAUAAAAUUUUAAUGCAAUAAUUUUGAAUAUAAUUUCG